AUGCCGACCUUUUCGUCCUCGUGAGCUACACGAGCAUGGUUUGGUUCGAGUACACGACGAAUCCCCGCAUGAGAACGGCCGUGCAGGAGAUAGGAAGUGCCAUGGACGCAAUCGCAUACUCCCAGAACACGCCCAGGCCUCUCAGGGAGAGAUACGCCCAGGCGAAGGAGUACGUUAGAGCUAAAAUGCCUGUAAAGCUCGCGGCUGGAUGCUCAAAGGUCCAUGGGAGCUAG
Messenger RNA from Nematocida major, 233 nucleotides. RefSeq lists its product as uncharacterized. The transcript has a single exon. The record is from RefSeq and is a predicted model, not a curated record. Lineage: Eukaryota; Fungi; Microsporidia. The annotation marks the transcript as partial.